This is a messenger RNA of Tuber aestivum (summer truffle), 414 nucleotides long. The record is from the annotation of a GenBank genome assembly. NCBI's taxonomy places the organism in Eukaryota, Fungi, Ascomycota, Pezizomycetes, Pezizales, Tuberaceae.
AUGAUCCUCACACAGCCCGCUCUUCUCUGCACACUGCUAAUAUGCACGGUAGCGUCUGUUGCGCUCCCACUGGACAUAGGACUCGACCUGGAGGGAAUGAGCAACAAGCUCUGCUCUAGCUCCAUCGCCGUCGCGAAUCCGUACCGGCCAUCGGACGUUCGGAGGGAGCGCACCAUGAAGCAGAACGGAAAAAUUGUGUAUUUCGAGUCAGUGCAGGGGCCCGGCCCCGAGCAUGAGGACCCCGAUGAAGAACUGGAUUCGGAGCCUAUCCCUCCAGAGAAAACUAGGUAUGUGACUAGCUAGUGGGUCCGUGUAUCGGGAGGUAGUGCGAUUAAAGCAUCGGGAAGUAGUGGACGACCGAAGAGACCGAAGGGCAUGGCGAAAUUGACUAAGAACCGGAAGACGAAUGAUUAG